This is a messenger RNA of Aspergillus aculeatus ATCC 16872, 1830 nucleotides long. Its product is annotated as FHA domain protein. The annotation marks the transcript as partial. Gene Ontology annotation, molecular function: ubiquitin protein ligase activity; protein binding. Gene Ontology annotation, biological process: ubiquitin-dependent protein catabolic process; mitotic spindle assembly checkpoint signaling; protein ubiquitination. Gene Ontology annotation, cellular component: cytosol; cell division site; ubiquitin ligase complex. The transcript has 3 exons. The record is from RefSeq and is a predicted model, not a curated record. NCBI's taxonomy places the organism in Eukaryota, Fungi, Ascomycota, Eurotiomycetes, Eurotiales, Aspergillaceae.
UCUUCUGUUUCCGUUUCCGCCUCCGCGUCUCCCUCCAACCUCCUCCCCUCCUCUCCCUCUCCUCUUCCCUCCUCCGACUCUCGUUUACGUCCUCUCCGUCGCCUUAGUCAACUGCGUGCCUACACUCAACUCCAUUUUUCUUCCCCUCCUCCUCAACAACCACAACAACAACAACAACAACAACAACAACAGCAACCCAGUGUCGCCUCCUCUUCCUCUUCGUCCACCAACAGCCAGCGGGUUUCGCGUCGUCAUACUCUCGGUAGUCGAGUUUCUUGGUUUUCAGCCGCCUCCACCGGACCCGAUUCUUCGACCUCGACAGUGGGGACAACCACCCGGGCCCCAUGUCCCGAAAGUGAACAUCAGUCCACGUUCGCCCGCUAUAGCUCGGUUUUUUCCCCCAGCUACCGUGGCCUCGAACUCGACUUGCGCUCCCAGCCAUCCCCUACAGAAUCGUCCAACUCCCCUCUUCGCAACGAGACGGCCAUUACCACUGGGAACCAGACACAGGAAAUCAUGGCGCGACCCCGAGGUUCAUCACAGGCCGUCGAGGCGAGGCCUAACGGGGAGGUGUCGAGCGCAGGGAACAUCCAGCCUGGCGCCCUUGAGAGUCCCGAUCCAGUCGUGUCCGAAAGCCCGUGUACUGCGUCCCCGCGACCGAAACAAAAAGCCACCAUCCGUUUCUUUCCCCACCAAGACUCGCACGCCAGCAGCCGCCCUUCAUUGCCUUUCAUCCCAAUCUCUCGCACAUUACCAUCCGAUAGUUGUGUUAUUCGCGUUGGGCGAUACUCUGAGCGGGAUGGCACGCCCGUGGCCAACCCCACAGAGCCUUCCGAUGCCCCUGUCGGGUUCAAGUCAAAGGUCGUGAGUCGCAAACACUGCGAGUUCAUGUAUCUAAACGGACAGUGGCAUGUCAAGGAUGUCGGCAGUUCGUCAGGCACCUUUCUCAACCACAUGCGACUGAGCCAGCCGAACAUCGCCUCCCGACUUUAUACCAUCAAAGAUGGGGAUAUUGUGCAGUUAGGGAUUGACUUCCGCGGUGGCGAGGAAAUGAUCUUCCGCUGUGUCCGCAUACGGAUCGAAUGCAAUCGGUCCUGGCAGCAGCAGCCCAAUGAAUUCAACAAAAACACCGAAAAUCUUAUCAAGAAUCUUGGAAAGGGGGACACCGCGGAUUACUCUGGAUGUCGAGAAUGCUCCAUCUGCCUGGGAUCUGUUCUACGCCCUUACCAGUGCCUUUUCAUGGCCGCGUGUGCCCACGUCUGGCACUACAAAUGUGUCAGCCGCCUGAUCCAUACACCCGACUAUCCCAUGUUCCAAUGCCCCAACUGCCGUGCCUACACCGAUUUAAGUGCGGAGGUAGACGAUACCAACGACUUUGAGGAGCAAGAGGAAUCGAAAUCCGCUUCUGCGGAAGAUAAGCCCGACGCCCUGGAACCCGCUCGGUCGGAGACACAUACCCCUCAACCGGACCCCAACGCUAUCACACAACCCUCGCGGACUUCUGGUAAUGAGCGGCACCCUGAGACUCGACUCCCCGUCGAGGCAGGACUGGCCGCCAAUAUCGAGAAUAUGCGGCUUCAAGAUUUAGAUGCGUCGGAUGAUAAUUCCUCCCAGCCGCCGGCGCCUACAUCGAAUCCUGAUUCUGUCCCGUCCAAUGCCAACAAUGAAGUUCCCGGCUGGCAGUCGUUGACCCAGUCGCCCCCGUCCGCUCAAACUCGCCCGGCUCAAUUGCGUGCUGAAACGCCCGUGCGCUCUGAGUCGUCGGACGAGAACCCUCUGACGCCGUUGAAUGAUUCGGGCCCGUUGGCCCUCGACGGCCGGGCUGCAAUG